Chara braunii is the source of this 2160-nucleotide messenger RNA. NCBI's taxonomy places the organism in Eukaryota, Viridiplantae, Streptophyta, Charophyceae, Charales, Characeae. The record is from the annotation of a GenBank genome assembly.
AGCGGGCACAGCGGGGAGGGGGGGGGAUCAUCAUCAUCAUCCACUCUUGGCAGCAGCAAUGGGGAAGGCGGCGGGGGAUCUGCGGCGCGCUUCUUCUCGCACGUUCUUCCACUCAGUCGGGAUCGGGAUGCCUUCAAGGUUAAGAUUCCGUAUGUCGGUACACGUACUCCUCGGUUGCCUGCUGCUGCUCAGUCAGCAGAUGAUGAUGCCUUGGGUCGUCUGCCGCGCUGUUGCAACAGCCGCGGGGACCGCCAAUGAGCGACCGGUCGCUGGAAUGACGACGACCUCAGAGGAUGAUCUUCUUCGGUUUCCCAGCGACAGUGUUGACGACCCGGUCGCCGUCCUCCUCCUCCCAAAUGUGGACGACCGCCGCCGGUCUCUUCUUCAACCCUUGGCGGCGACCGAUCCGGUCGAAUCCGAAUCUCUCAUCCCCAUUCUUGAUUGGAGAAGGAGCUCCGCCGGGCGACCGGUCGGCAGAUCGACGACGACCUCACAAGCGGAUCAUCCCCGGCUUGACGACGUUCAGGACACGGUCCUUGUCCGCCGAAAGACGAACGACCGCCGGUCUCUUCAAUCUCCUCCGCCAACGACCGGUCUUGUGGACUCUACUUCAAUCAUCAUUCUGCCGGAGAGCUCGAGUCUUCUGCUAACCCCCAUCAAGCUCGUGAUCUCUGAAGUGCCACCCCAGCCUCCCAGGUCGAAUGGCACCACGACGACUUAUUAUCUAUCUCUUAUCACAGAUCUUUUGUUUGAUUCGUCGGGAUCCCAGCUGUACUAUGCCCUCAAUGAGCGAGGGAUCGAAGUCUUCACCGAUCCGGACAAGUCCCUAAACUACAAGAACACUUGGUUAUCAUUCCGCAAAGCGGAUCUUCGACCAAUCAAGCAGGGAUUGGCAGAUCACGUGGCCGGGGAGUUGAUUAGCCACUGGUGGCCACAGUCCAGCCCGAAUGGGACACGUGUCGACUUCCCAGAAGAGUGCAACGAUACCAGACCGUUCUGCCACAUGACCUUUAUCGAGGGGAUUGAGCUACCAAAAGAUGGCACCCACCUCAUGAUAUCCUCCCGUACGAAGCCGCCGUACCUCGUCUACCUCUCCAUCGCCGACGGGAGCCGGACGUCCAUCCCGAUCGCGACAUCAUAUCUCCAGACGCUCGCGCUCAACCCUCCGAAGACGACGCUGUACGUCACCAACGAGCAACGCCUGCUGUCUAUCGACGUGGCAGAGACUGGGAUCCCGACUGGCGGAAGCGGAGCCGCUACCUUUGCGACCUACCACCCCCCGCCCAUCGUCGGAGGUCUCGACCCACUCCAGAUCUCUCCGCAAAGUUUCGUCGCCAAUGGCACUUGUCUUUACACCCUCGAUAAUACUCAUCGCCGGCUCCUCGCCGUCGAGAUCCCUACCUCCUCCUACCCCUCCUCCUCCUCCUCCUCCUCCUCCUCCUUAGGGUCAAGGCCGUCUUUUACCGUCCUCGUCGACGGGUUGAACCUGAACAAGACCGUUUUUAUGCAGACGUUGGUCGCGACUCCCGACGGCUGCAACGUGUUCAUCACUGACGUCGGUCGGGACGGUGGAUCGGGAUACCUCCGCUGGGUGAAGGUCGAAUCCGCUUGCCAACCUGGAGGUACGAUCCACACCGUGGCACAUAGUCCCGAUGGCAGUAUGUGGGGCCUCUCUCUCCAGGAGGAGGGAGGGCGCAUGUACCUCUAUGUCGGGACAGGGAAGGGAGAGGUGUACCAGCUGGAACUAGAUAAGUCUCAGCUGUACUCCUGCGCGCCUUUCCCGCCAAAUUCGUCGUCUGCUUUCCCGCCAAAUUCGUCGUCUUCUUUCCCGCCAAAUUCGUCGUUUUCUUUCCCGCCAAAUUCGUCGUCUUCUUUCCCGGCAAAUUUGUCUUCUUCUUUCCCGCCCUCUGGAGCUCCAUUGCACGCGGGGGAUAUCGGGUCGGCGGCGCCUGGUCUGGGCGUCUCUGCGAGUCUCCCGGCUAGCGACCGCUUGACGGCGACCGGUCGUUCAGAAGGAGCGACCCAGCUCGUCUACUCCGCCAACCCAUCCAAUUCCGCCUCAUCUGCAUUGCAUCCUCACUCCCUCAUUGUCUCCCUCCUCUUCCUCUGCACAACCACAAUCGCGGCUAUGCUUGCUCUCUUGUCUUGAAAGCGGACCAG